Molecule: messenger RNA, 939 nt
Organism: Rotaria sp. Silwood1
Lineage: Eukaryota; Metazoa; Rotifera; Eurotatoria; Philodinida; Philodinidae
Source: the annotation of a GenBank genome assembly
AUGUCUUAUUUUCCUAUAACACAUUAUCGAUUAUUCAAUGAUCCUCAUGAUCGAUUCUUUGGUGAUCAACUACAUUUUUUUGAUCCAUGGCGUGAUUUUGAUACAUUUCCAACAGCACUAUCAAGUAAACCAAGUUCAUUUCGAUGGAUCAAUGAACCACGUCACAUAACUCGUUCAUCGUCAUCAUCAUCAUCAUCAUAUCAUUCAACAUCAAGCAAUACAAACAGUGGCAAUACACUGAUUCCUCUUACAAGUUCAAUAACACCAGCCCUUUCAGAAAAAUUUCGCGUUCAACUUAAUGUUGCUGGAUUUAAGCCAGAAACUAUCAAAACAAGAGUUGAAGGUCGAAAAUUAUUGGUUGAAGCUAAACAAGAAGAUCGUAUUAGUGAAGGUGAUUAUAGUCUUCGUGAAAUUCGAAAAACAUAUGAACUUCCUGAAUAUACUGAUUCAUUUAAUUUGGCUUCAUAUGUUACACCGGAUAAUAUGCUUGUUGUUGAAGUACCUGUGAAUAAUCCACGUAUUGAACGUGGUCUAUCACAAGUACAAGCCGAAGCAAAUACUCUGGCACAAUUUGGUCAAUUUCGUGAUCCUAUUUUUGAUUAUCAUGGUUUUGUUGCAUCAGCUGAUUUUCAUCCACGUAUUAUUGAUAUAGGUAAUGGACAAAAACAAUUAAAAAUGAAUGUAGCAGUUAAAAAUUAUCGACCGGAACAAAUUAAAGUUUCAGUUAAAAAUGAUGAACUUAUUGUACAAGCUGAACAUAUUUAUAAUGAUAAUAAUCGUUCUGAGCGAUCAUUUUUAACAAAAUCUAUUACAUUACCACCAGGUACACAAAUUGAACAAGUUCGAUCAUUUUUAAAUGCAGAUGGACAAUUAGAAAUUGAAGCACCAUUUACUGAACCUAAUCAAACACGCUCAAUUGAAGUUCUACGUCAAUUCUAG